Molecule: messenger RNA, 360 nt
Organism: Pedinophyceae sp. YPF-701
Lineage: Eukaryota; Viridiplantae; Chlorophyta; Pedinophyceae
Source: the annotation of a GenBank genome assembly
AUGUACGACUUCUGCUUCAGCUACCCGUACGCGCUGAUCCUCGCGGGCGGCGGCGCUGCGGGGUACUUCCUCGCCGGCUCCACCAUUUCGCUCCAGUCCGGUCUCGCGGCGGCCGUGCUGAUCCUCGCGCUCACCACGUGGUCCUGGCGCUCGUUCAAGAACGGAAGGAAGAACAAGGUGGCCAUCGUCCUCGAGGCGCUCAUCGCAUGCGGGCUGUGGGUCGACCUGGCCAAGAGGUACACGCAGACGCACCAGUACCUCCCCACGGGCGCCCUCGCGCUCCUCAACGGCGCCAUGUUCGCCGCCUACCUCUGGUGCCUGACCCUCGGGCCCACGCCCAAGGCCAAGAAGCAGGCCUGA